AUGGCUGUGAACCACAUCAACGGGAUAGAGAUCCACUUACAGCACAAGCAAGCUUUCAUUGAGAAUAAGCUCAUUGAGAAGAUGCCUGCUCACAGCCCCAAGGGACUCUUCUUAAAUGUAGAGGUAGCUGGAGACAAUCAAAAACUGACCAGCACUGCUCCCUGGGAACCUGUACCAGACCGUCCGGGAAGAUUUGAACACUGGCAUCAAGUGCUGUCUGACAAGAAUUUGUACUUUAGCCUCUACUAUUUUAAGAUUGAGAUACAUGGGGCUGAUGUUUACCCUGGCAUGACAAACAGAAGCAUUGAGCAGACAGGGUCAGAAAGCAACAGCUGCACCUCGCGGAACAACUUCUCCUGGAGCAUCCUGCAGAGUUGGAAGGGGUUUUGUGCACAGCACAGUGAUAUGGAGGUGCCCCUCAAAAUGAAUGUGUUUGGUAAGAUAGGGGUCUACCUGAACUACCCCAGCAGGACCUUGUCCUUUUACAGAGUCACCUACAAUGAUGUGACCUUGAUGCACCAGUUUGAAUAUGAUAUUGCUGAGCCCUUCUACCCCAGCUUUUGGCUUUUGAAGAAAGAAAUCUGUUCAGGAUGA
Molecule: messenger RNA, 594 nt
Organism: Leptosomus discolor (cuckoo roller)
Lineage: Eukaryota; Metazoa; Chordata; Aves; Leptosomiformes; Leptosomidae
Source: RefSeq, a predicted model, not a curated record